GAAGUAGCGCCCCGCGCUACGCGGAAGUGGCCGUGGGGGAAGAUGGAGGCGCCGCCGCCGCCGCGGGAGCCGGGCGGGGAGGCGGCGUUCGCGCGGCGCAUCGACCCCCAGCGAGAGCCGGGGCUCAGCCCCGAGCAGCGCCGCCUCAUGGCGCAGGUGGAGAUCGCCCAGCGCCAGCGCGUUCUGCAGCGGCGGCUGCGCAGCCGGAACACGCUGAUGGCGGUCGUCGUCGGUGCUGUGGCCUUCGGCAUCUACGGCUACACCUUCUACUCGGUGUCGCAGGAGCGGUUUCUGGAUGAGCUGGAGCAGGAGGCAGAGGCAGCGCGGGCGCGGGCCCGGGCCCGGGCUGAGGGCGCAGCGAGCUGAGCAGAGAGAGCGCCCAGCCCCGGUUACCCCAUGGUUGAACAGCAGCCCUUGUGGGGCAGGAUGGACUUGGAGCAGAGGGGAAGCGCCUGGCACCAGGCAUGGGGCAGCUGCCUGGGCCUGCAGUGUGGCCUGGGGAAAUGGGGCUCCCCUGCAGCAGCCGCCCCUCCUGGAGAGCCAACUGGGGU
Messenger RNA from Cuculus canorus (common cuckoo), 551 nucleotides. RefSeq names its product cytochrome c oxidase assembly factor 3 homolog, mitochondrial. Gene Ontology annotation, cellular component: mitochondrial inner membrane. Gene Ontology annotation, biological process: mitochondrial respiratory chain complex IV assembly. The record is from RefSeq and is a predicted model, not a curated record. Bases 43 to 366 code for a protein of 107 amino acids. The transcript has 2 exons. Lineage: Eukaryota; Metazoa; Chordata; Aves; Cuculiformes; Cuculidae.